Trichophyton benhamiae CBS 112371 is the source of this 981-nucleotide messenger RNA. RefSeq lists its product as uncharacterized. Gene Ontology annotation, molecular function: ATPase activator activity; protein-folding chaperone binding. The transcript is spliced from 3 exons. Gene Ontology annotation, cellular component: cytosol. The record is from RefSeq and is a predicted model, not a curated record. Gene Ontology annotation, biological process: protein folding; positive regulation of ATP-dependent activity. Bases 1 to 981 code for a protein of 326 amino acids. Lineage: Eukaryota; Fungi; Ascomycota; Eurotiomycetes; Onygenales; Arthrodermataceae.
AUGGUCCUCCACAACCCGAAUAACUGGCACUGGGUGAAUAAGGAUGUCUCUAGCUGGGCCAGAACCUAUCUAGAGGAAAACUUGGUCGGAAUUUCCGCUGAGGAGAAUGGAGUGACUGCUAAGAUAAAUAAACUGGUCAGCAUGGAUGGCGACGUGGACGUCAGCCAGCGGAAAGGAAAAGUCAUAACCCUCUUCGAUGUCAAAUUACAGCUUGACUAUGAAGGAACCACGAGUGAAAAUGAGGAUGUCACUGGUUCGAUUAAAAUCCCCGAGGUCGCCCAUGACACCGAGGAAGAUGAGUUCGUAUUUGAUACGAGCAUAUAUUCCGAGACCGCGAAGAAGCAGCCCGUUAAGGACCUUGUUCGCGCAAAAAUAGUGCCCCAGCUGCGCGCUGCUCUUGUCAAGCUUGGUCCUGCUCUGAUCAAUGAGCACGGAAAGGACAUUCAGCACGCUCCUGGCUCUAACCCGUCCAGCGGCUUCGCUACUCCCACGACUCUUAAAUCUUCCACUCCCCAGCCACCAAAGGCCGCUGCCACCACGACCACCACGACCACCACUACCACUACCGGAAAAUCAGCCGUCAACACGGUCUCCGUGAACGCCUCCGACGAGUUCCGUACUACCGCCGAGCAGCUUUACACCACCUUUACCAACCCUGAUCGCCUUGCUGCUUUCACUCGUGGAGCUCCUCGUCGGUUUGACGGUGCUAAAGUUGGUGGACAGUUUAGCAUAUUCGACGGAAACGUGGACGGUGAAUAUGUUAAACUUGAGGAACCCAGCCUUAUCGUCCAGAAAUGGCGACUGGCUCAGUGGCCUGCUGGUCACUACAGCACCCAAGAGAUUAAAUUUGUUCAGAACGAUGUUGACGGAGUCACUGUUUUGAACGUGAGGUGGGAUGGUGUCCCUGUUGGACAGGAAGAUGUCGUUAAGCAUAACUGGGACGGAUAUUACGUCCGCAGCAUCAAACAGACUUUUGGGUAA